Miscanthus lutarioriparius is the source of this 786-nucleotide messenger RNA. The record is from the annotation of a GenBank genome assembly. Lineage: Eukaryota; Viridiplantae; Streptophyta; Magnoliopsida; Poales; Poaceae.
AUGGCAUUCCAGAACAAAGAGAUUAACAAUUCGAAUCAAGAUAACCCGCAGCUUGAGGCCGUGGGUGCAGAUCACAUCAUCCAAUUAAACCCGCUACUAAACAAACGCUCCAAGAUCACGAGUAGCAGCACAAAAUCUCAAACAGUAUAUGUCUAUAGCGUCGAAGCUGACCUCAGCGUUGAUACCCUUGCGUACCAGCUCUCAGACUUGAUCCAUAAUGGUCAUGAAGAUGGACCGAUAAGAGCCUCAUGCAUGGGGAAAAUGGCUGCAGCUCUCAAAACUGGCUAUCAAGCAAUGAGAGGCUUGUUAUCUGCCAAUCCACGCAGAUGUUGCUGUUCAGAUCAAAGUCUCGAAGCAUCUAAACGUCAGUUUGGUUGGUGCUACACAAAAAAGGGAAAUGCCAAACAUGGAUCUGCAAGGGGAACACAGCCUGACAAUUUCAUUGCCUGUCAGGAUAGAUACUUACUGCUUAAUACCCAUGUUAAUAUGCUUCCUGUGCUCGUCAAGGACGACCAAAGUGCAGGCACGGUGAUGCAGCGGGUGCUGCGGCUGGACACGGCACUGCAGUCGCUGCACGGAAUCCUCCUUCGAUUCCUCUCUCUCGCGAUUUUUGUUUACCUUCCUAGGUCAUGUCAACAGGAUGAUAGUAAAGAAAUUCAGAACUACCUGAUACACUCUAGGAACAUGAAAAAGGUCGCCGGGUACCUCAAGGGCUCAUUUCUUGUUUACUGGACAGUUGAUGUAUUGUGGUUAUAUGAUUAUUACAGUUCAUUCCAAUUUAGUUAG